GGACAGACAUUGGACGAGAAAAUUGGACAGACACUCUCCGGGCUGCCCAAUGUCGGCACAGACGAGGAUGAGGUGGGUGAUAUAAUGGGGGACGAAGAAGACAACAACAGCCUGUGUGGUCGGCCAGACAAGAUGGCAGAUGUCGAGCUUGUGGGAGAGGGAGUGCCAGAGUCCAACCUGUCCAGCUGGAGGUCCAUCGAGGAGAUAUCAGAGGCAGGGGGAGGAGAGGACGGGAGCUCCCAAUUCCCAGAGGAUGAUGUCAGCAACCUGCAGAGUCACCCGGAAAACAAGGAGGAGCAGGAAAACAACAACAUUGACUCAGUGUUCCUAUCCUCUGGAAUGCCAACCUGUGUGACUCUGAAUGCCCUGUCAGAGGAGGUGAGACACCAGAGCCAGAGUGUGAGUCUGAGGGCGUCUCUCUCAAACAUACCACUCACAGAGGUGAGAUCACAGGCUGCUGCAGCCUCUGAUAGGCCUACAACAUCAACUGACAGCUCAACACACCAAUCAGACAUAAGACAGCCUUCCUUGUCCAUGGAAAGCCCUGGGCGUGUCUCACCACCAGAAGGUAAACCACAGACUGUCCCAGACCAGAGCCCUGGUUCAGUAGAGGCAGCCAUUUCCAGACCCAACAGUAACACAGAUAUUAACCCAMRAGUCAAACAGGCAGACCCUGCUCUGUCUCUGCUGGGUGGAGCAUUUGGAUCCUUCAGCCAUAAAAUCAGACCAAGCAACUCCAAGUCAGGCAGACUGUCCCAAGAAACUUCCCGAUCACUGAGGAAAGACACAGUAGAGAAUGUCCAAGUCUCCCAAGAAAUUUCCCCAUCAGUGGGCAAAGACACAGUAGAGAAGGUCCAAGUUUCCAAAGAAUUUCCCCCAUCAGUGAGCAAAGACACAGUAGAGAAGGUCCAAGUCUCCCAAGAAUCUUCCUUAUCAGUGGGCAAUGACACAGUAGAGAAAGUCCAAGUUUCCCAAAAUGUUUUCCUAUCAGUGGGCAAAGACACAGUAGAGAAGGUCCAAGUUUUUCACGAAACUUCCCCAUCAAUGAGCAAAGACACAGUAGAGAAGGUCCAAGUUUCCAAAGAAUCUUCCCUGUCAGUGGGCAAAGACACAGUAGAGAAAGUCCAAGUUUCCCAAGAAACUUCCCCAUCAGUGGGCAAAUACACAGUAGAGAAGGUUCAAGUUUCCCAGGAAAUUUCCCCAUCAUUGGGCAAAGACACAGUAGAGAAGGUCCAAGUGUCCCAAGAAACUUCCCCAUCAGAGGGCAAAGACACCGUAGAUGAGUUCCAAGUUUCCCAAGAAACUUCCCCAUCAGUGAGCAACGACACAGUAGAGAAGGUACAAGUUUCCCAAGAAACUUCCCCAUCAGUGAGCAAAGACACAGUAGAGAAGGUGCAAGUUUUCCAAGAAUCUUCCCUAUCAGUGAGCAAAGACACGAUAGAAAGUGUGAAAAAACUCUGUUCCCAGCCUCAGCCAGAGGAGACAGAGCCACAGACGGUGAGCCAAAAAGAGGGUGGUGGCUGUCAGAAGACUGACAGGCACAUUGACCAACCAAAGACGAGUGGGGCCUUAGAAGGACAGGAYAGCAGUGUUUGUAUCUCAGGGGAAAGAGAUGUGGAGGAGAGAGCAGAGGAAAGAUUCUCUCCAACAGAGAGUGUUCCAGAACCUGCACAGCGUCAGACACCCGAGGGAGAGCUGAGCACAGAGAAAGCCAUCACUCCUCCUCAGCCAGGGAGGAGAGGGAAGCAGAGCAGAGACAGACCCAGUCAGCUGCGCAGACAAUCUCCGUCAGGCUCUGGGUCUACUGAUCACCCACAGGAACCAGCUCUCACUGCCAAGACCCUAGAAGACAUCUCCCCACCAGGGAAGCAAAAGAAUAAGAACAUGAGGGGACAAAAAUCUUCUGCAGAUACCAGACAGAGGACACCUGUGAAGGGCAAACCUGAGGCAGAGUCCGAGAGGAGAGGGGAAAACAGAAACGUCUCCAGAUCCCCGACUCCCCCUAGUCCUACCAACCUCUGCCCUAUCGCUCCCGCUCUCCUAGUCAACCAGGAAGUGAACAUGGAAGUGCACCAGGAAAUGCUUGACAACAGGCCGCUGCCUGGCUGCCAGACAGAAAGCAGGAAGGACAUCAACGAUAACAAUGUGGGGAGUGGCCAAGCCUCCUCUACAGAACAGGAAUAAUUCUUCUUCUCCUCCACCUCUUCCUCCUCCUCUCCUCCCCCUCUCUCCCCUCUCCUCUCUCCUCCUCUC
Messenger RNA from Salvelinus sp. IW2-2015, 2253 nucleotides. Lineage: Eukaryota; Metazoa; Chordata; Actinopteri; Salmoniformes; Salmonidae. The record is from RefSeq and is a predicted model, not a curated record.